GCAGCGUCCUUUGCAGCAUGCGCUCUCGUGAUUCUUCCCGUCCUUUUGGCGGGAGCUUUCCGGGACUUUCUGCGCUUCGUCGCCGCUUCCCCGCCUGCGGAACUGCUAUGUGCGGUAGCAGGUGUACUCACUGCCAUCCUUGCCUUUGCGUUCCUUUGGCAAGG
Messenger RNA from Symbiodinium pilosum, 164 nucleotides. The record is from the annotation of a GenBank genome assembly. Lineage: Eukaryota; Dinophyceae; Suessiales; Symbiodiniaceae.